AUGUUCGGAAGUCCGAUUGCAGGGCGCAUCUGCUCGAUCGAGGGGAACAACAUAUGCGCGGAUUGCGGCGGCCGUUCACCUCGCUGGGCGAGCGUUAACCUCGGCGUGCUGCUGUGUAUAAACUGUUCGGGCGUCCACCGCAUGCUGGGAGUACAUGUAUCUCAGGUGAAAUCGCUCACCUUGGACAAUCUGAAGCCCGAGUGGAUAAAGGUUCUCACCAAUGUCGGCAACGAGAUAGCCAACAGCUACUACCUCCACAAGCUCCCGUCACACGCUCCGAGACCCCACGCAAAUACUUCCGCCAAGGAUAUGGAGAUAUGGAUCCGUAACAAGUACGAGCGUAAGAUCUAUGCCAUGGAUGGUGUAGAGGAGCCUUACAUCCUGCUUGCCAAAGGAUACAAUCCCCGCGAGAUAAUAGCCAAGGGCACCUUGGGACCAGCUGCUCGUCCACAAUCUCAACCCGCUACGCAGGAGCCCGCCAAUACAGCUAUGGGAGGCAGUAUAAAGGGGUUCGGAGGUCCGGAAGUCCCUGUGUGCUCUUCGACAUCUGAGGACCUGUUUGGUAAUGCCAACGCACAUGGGAACGCCGUCUUCCAGGAUUCGGCGCCACAGGCCAACUGGUCCGGUGACUUUUGGCCCACUUCAACCCCGAGCAAAGGCCGAAAGGCGUCGUUCGACAAUGACCUAAUCGGCACUGUGCCCUCGAGCGUGAGCUUCGAAAGCAACAAGGUCGCAGAAACCAAAAUUGAGGCGGCAAAGGACUCCAUAUCCAAGCUAUUCGACAACCCGAGCCAAAUAGGCUUCAAAAACUCGUCCUACGAGCAAAAGACCCCCAACUGCGUCCAAGGCGACCUCUUUGACUUCAACUUCAGCGAUCUCGGCAAUAAGCUGCAAUCGCAGCAGAAGCAGAAUGACGACUUAAUAUGA
Babesia bigemina is the source of this 927-nucleotide messenger RNA. RefSeq names its product GTP-ase activating domain containing protein, putative. The record is from RefSeq and is a predicted model, not a curated record. The transcript is spliced from 6 exons. NCBI's taxonomy places the organism in Eukaryota, Apicomplexa, Aconoidasida, Piroplasmida, Babesiidae. The coding region runs from base 1 to 927 and encodes 308 amino acids. Gene Ontology annotation, molecular function: GTPase activator activity.